Cladophialophora psammophila CBS 110553 is the source of this 639-nucleotide messenger RNA. RefSeq lists its product as uncharacterized. Bases 1 to 639 code for a protein of 212 amino acids. The record is from RefSeq and is a predicted model, not a curated record. NCBI's taxonomy places the organism in Eukaryota, Fungi, Ascomycota, Eurotiomycetes, Chaetothyriales, Herpotrichiellaceae. The transcript has a single exon.
AUGUCCACUUCCCACCACUACGGAGUCACCUUACCCAACGGCUGCAACAUAGUGCACGGGCAAGGCGCAAACAUCAAACACCCUUUUAGCGAUAUUCCGGUGGAGAUGCACGAACUAGAUCCAGGCGGCAGAACGGCUUUCUCGGGACAGGUUGGAUUCAUUGGGUUCUCGACCGACUUUAGGCUGCCGCGACACGUGCACAUUGCACCCGCCUCUUCUUCUGCGAUGUCGGGAAACGGUAGUGCGCCAGCGCAAAGAUUCAUUGCCGAGCGCAUCGUCGUCUUGAAUGGCGUCGCCCUCGUCGAGCUCAAUGGCGAGAUAUACGUCAUCCCGCCGCAGAGCCUGGUGACGAUCGCGCCUGGAGUGCCACAUACCUGGACGGCGUGUCCGGCAGGAGUGUCGGUUCCUGUCCCGCAGGGCAGCGCUGCGGUGCAGUCGGAGGGAACAUUCCUCAUGCUCUACGAGUACGAAGAACCCACUGCGUUCUUCCCCACCAGGCAGACCAAGACACUCACACACGUGGACGAGUAUGAGCGAUGCGAUGAUCUCGAGUCGAUCAGGAUCCCACACUUAAGCGCCGACGAGGUGAGACAGAAGUGCUGGUUCGUUUGGGAUAGUCAAGUGAGCAGGCUAGGUUGA